Molecule: messenger RNA, 1959 nt
Organism: Plutella xylostella (diamondback moth)
Lineage: Eukaryota; Metazoa; Arthropoda; Insecta; Lepidoptera; Plutellidae
Gene: Ndc1
Product: Nuclear division cycle 1
Biological process (GO): nuclear pore organization
Cellular component (GO): nuclear pore transmembrane ring
Molecular function (GO): protein-macromolecule adaptor activity
Source: RefSeq, a predicted model, not a curated record
AGCGCAAGCUGUCAAAACAAAAUGUCAAAUUAUUUCAAAAUCGUGCAAUUUUAACCGCUGAAACUAUUGUUAUUAUUUAAUUGUUUACGGCUUUGUUUAAGAAUUAUAAGUAUAGUUGAUUGUAAAAAUAAAUAAUUUGAUAGUGGGUGUGUGAUAUAGAAGAACGGUCUAAUUGCAUUCGAUGAAUCGGACAACAUAACCUACGAUGAGCGCCGGUAUGGAAACAAAGAGUGAAAUAUUCUCUCAAAGACUUAUCACGGCUGUGCUAUGGAACAUAGGACUGCAGACAUUCCUGGCUGUGGCUCUGGUCUUCAUGAUACAAGUGAAUCUACUGUAUCCGGUCACAUGGAUAACAUCAACAUUUCAAGAUAUCUUCGGUUGGAAAAUGUUGCUCAACAUAGUCCUCCUUGGGCUGGUUUCCUUUUUCCAAGCUUUUAUUUACGGUAGCUAUCAUACGGUGCCGCUACCAAAAUAUUUCACGAGAUUUUCCAUGUUCCUGAACAUGUUUACAUUGCAGAACAUGACAUUCAGUGUGCUGUAUGCCCUCAGUGGCUACUUCACCAUGGGUUUGUACUCAUCACUGGCUAAGAGCAACUACAAUGUGUUGAGGAAAAAUUGUGACAACUAUGAUGGACAGUGCCUCAUUGAAGCGAGCUUGUUCCUGCAGUUUGGAGGCAUGUGGAUGGGGUUGUACUACUUUCUAAACAUCCACAUAUUUGGAACCACAACGCUCAUGUUCCCACAUGUGUACCAAGACAAAUUCCAGCAGAUAAAAUUGGCUAUUGGGCAUAUUGUUUCAACUGGAUUCAAGAACUCAUUUGUCCCCGUCCUAUACUACUGUUGUUUCUACUACCUGUGGGGCAGCAAGCCUAGGAGUGUCAUUUGCGAUGUCUACAGUUUGUACCUUGAAGACCCUGCAUUGGAUAAUAUUUAUAACAUUGUCAGCUCCGGAAUAUGGAUUGGACUUUGGUUUUACACAAGUUUGUUCUUUAUAUCUGUCUACACUAUGAAAACUGUGUUCAAUAUUGUACUUACUGAGCCUAUGAAGUUCCCUAUUGUAUCUGAUACCUGCCUUACUCUGCACGGAGCUCUUGGCCAGAGAUCACAAUUCAAUGCUUACUUAGCAGCUCAAGAUCUUAGAAUACUAUCCAUGACGGAUCCUGUGCGGAGAUCUCUAAUAUUCACCCUGUCUCAGCCAGGGGGACACCCAAGAAACUGGAACCACAUAUUGGAAAAGUGUCUGGUCAUCAUAAAUGGAUUCAACAAAGAAUUGGAAGACAUCAAUGAAAUAAAACCUAUUGACACUGACUGCUCACAGAAGAUGAAGAUGAAUGCAUCACCUUCCAAUGGUUACUCUUACAAAAACAACCUGAGAAACAUGGCUAAUUCACCCCAGCUGUUUGAACUAAAAGAUCAUUGCAAGAACAAUGUUGAACCAACAUUGAUGGAAGCAGCCAAGGCUGAAUUCAAGAAUUAUAUUAACAGACUCUGUCAGAAACCAGGUAUCAGUUAUUUCUUUGGAGAGCUGACAGACACCAAGCUGAAAUAUUUGCUUCUUCAGGCACAGCCGGUCAUGUGGACCUGUGAAGGUUUGGCUUCCAUUGUGGCGUCAUCACUGAAGGAAGACAAAUAUGGCGUUGUGCAGAAUGACUUGUCAACAGUGAUUUCUGCACUUAUUGAUCUCAAGCAUAAUUUAGAUAAGUUGACCAAACUUGGACUGGUUCCAAGAAAGAAUAUUCUGAAUGAUUUCUUUGCUAUAAAAAUGAAGUCUGCUCUGCUGUCAUCAGUCAAGAGGAGCAUCUACAAAAUUGUGAUUACAUUCUCUAAGUACAUUCAUGAGAUACCUUUAGAGCCUGAUGUCCAAAUGGCUAUACAACCAUUUUUACUUUGUAAGGAAGCCUGAACUGUUUUUCUUAGUCAUAGUAAUUAAUUUAUUAAAUAAGUUUGUAAUUUUAGUAA